Molecule: messenger RNA, 1953 nt
Organism: Diplodia corticola
Lineage: Eukaryota; Fungi; Ascomycota; Dothideomycetes; Botryosphaeriales; Botryosphaeriaceae
Exons: 3
Coding region: 1-1953 (650 amino acids)
Source: RefSeq, a predicted model, not a curated record
AUGCGAUUUUUUGCGGCGUCUUUAGCUGCCCUGUCUUGGGUCUCUGUAGCUCAUGCCGCCGUCGAGGCUUUUGUACUCGAUGGCCGUAUGGACUCAGCAUCAGCUAGCGGAACAGCCACCAACUCGGGUGGCUCUAUCAGUGUCAACGGCUAUGCUGUUACGGUCCCGAAGAACUUGAUUGUCCAGUUUCCUGCCGCAUGGAUUCCAUGGAAAAACGUUGCUGGCGAUGCCAAUCUGAGCGGCUACGAGGUCUCCGUCACUGGCAACGUCGUAAACGGUGUUCCAAUUGCAGGCCAGAUCCAGAUUUCACAGGAGUUGCUGAACGCAGGUGCUGGCGUCAUUGAGUCAGUCAACAUUGGGAGCAACUCUUUCAAGCUCGUUGGCGGCCCCACUGUCGUUAUCAACGAUCCCAACGCAGUCUACUCCACCGGGUACACCGACAACCCUGCCUUCACGGCUGAUGAUGAGAACCCCAGCAUCACUGCUUUCUCUGGCUUCCCCAUGUGCAUCCCGAGGUCCAAGACGGAUCCUCUGUGCCCGCUCACUAGCCGCCCUGGCUCGACUAACCCGGGUGCAUCUACUUUUGCCGCCAUUGACCCGCUAGUCAUGGCUCCUUUUAUUCCUGGGGACUAUGUGCAGUGGUCCGGCAUCACUGUCGGCGGCACCGUCUAUGCUUAUGCCAUCGUGGCCGCCAACGUACAGAUCACUACGGACGGCAGCAAGGGCCAGCCUGUCUACAUCCGGAUGGAGGACGCAAUUAUCGGUGUAGUCGACCCCACCACGGGCGUGGCCGCGAACAACGAGUUUGGAGACACGAGGUUCAUAGGGUACACUUCUGAUUCCAACAACGCAAACGCGGCAGUCACCAUCAACGCCAUCGAUGUUGACCCCUGCACUGGAGACGAGACCAACCGCCUUGUCGGCAGUGCCAGCCUGAAGGCUGGCGACGUGCGUAACAAGUUCACCUGGCGUGCAGACAACACCGUUGCCACCCAGUACACGCGAGAAUACCGCAUCAUCACCGCCGCAGGCAUCAAGAACACGACCAACGGCAUCCUCGCCGGCCAGUACGUCCAACCGGUGACGGAAUGGAUCUUCCCCGAACCGCUCGUGCCUGGCGUCAAGCCCCCGGCGCUCAACUACGCCACCUUCAACAACCUGGCCAACGGCAUCUUCCAAGAUGGCUUCCAAUACGGCCAGCUCGACCCGUGGCCGGGCGCGACCGCCCCCAGCCCUGCCGCCUGCGCCGCGCCCAAGCCCUCCACAACGACAGCCGCAACCGGCCCCACCGCCCUCACACCCAAGGUCAACGUCGGCACGCCCGCCACCACCAUCCCCGGCGCGCUCGUCACGCUGGCGGCCAAGGACGACUCGGGCAACGCCGCGUCCAACAUCGCCUUCUCCUGGACCCAAGUGGACGGGCCCAGCGUCUCUCUCGCGCCCUCGCAAGUGACGGCCGCCUCGCUCAGCUUCACCGCCCCCGCGCAGGCCUCGGCCACGCCCCAGGUCAAGCGCGUCUUCAAGUGCACCAUCUCCACGGCCGGCACCAGCCCGCUGAGCUCCAGCGCCAACGCCACCGUCACCACCGACGCCACCCUCGCCGACACGGUCGUCAUCGACGCCUUCACGUGGACGACGCAGCAGGGCGGCACCCUCAACGUCGCCGCGCACACCAACGUCCUGUGGGACCAGACCACCACGCCUGCGGGGCCGAAGCUGACGCUGCAGUUCGGCACGGCGACGGGCACGGGCUUCACCGACAGCGGGAUCGCGGGCGUGUAUGCCGGAGGCGGCAAGUGGACUUUUGGCGCGAGGAGCACGAAGAAGCCCGCGUCGAUCAGGGUCAGUUCGGACAGGAAGGGGACUGCGGUGUUGACGGCGACGACGGCGAGGAAGAGGGACUUGGGCGGGAGUGCGGGGUGGAGGGGGGAGGAGGCUUGGGGGGAUGAGUAG